AGAAGCCAAAUCCAAAGCCAUAGCCAAAGUCUAAAAAUAAGCAACGCAAUCGAAGCCAGCAGAGAUGUAUGAACCCGAGGCGGAAUCGGACGAGGAUUGCGAAGUCUACUUCCUCAAGCCCGUCAACGAGUACAACAUUGUGGACAAGAUCAAGGAGGCCAACAAGGAGCUCUUCGCUCUGGAUGCGGACGAUGACGGCGAUGCAAAUGAUGCUAAGGAUGCAACGACUGCGGCCAGCAGCCGCAAGGUAACUUUUGCUCUCAAUCUGGAGAACUAUGAGCCGACAUCGCAGCAAGAAACCCAGCUGCCCAGUCCACCAGAUGAGCUAUUGCAGCAGCUGGCGCAGCUGAAGCUCAAGCCAAAUCACGAACGUUUUGCGCCAAUUGCCGAGGAGCCAGCCAAAGAGCAGGAGAAGACCGCUGAGCUACAGCUACAAGAGUCGCAGUUGCAUGAACAGCAGAUAGAAGUGGAGCCAGAGGAGGAGGACGAUGAAAUAUGCGAAGAAAUUUUGGAAUUAACCGAAGUGGAAGUCAGCAGCAGCAGCGCUACCAAAGGCGAACAGAUGCCGGCAACUGUGUCCACUGCCAACAUGGACUACGAGGAUGAUGUGGCCGACGAAAACGAUGACGACGAUUUUUCGGGCGUGGAUGAGGAUGAUUUGACGGCAGCACCCGAAACGCUGGCCAACGAGACACAGAAGCGUCGCAUAAGUCGCCAGAAUACAUUUGAUUGCAAUUACGAGCCGACCGAAGGCGAGUCGGAUCAACGCAGUCUGACCAAUUUGCUGACCGAAUCCGAUUGCGAGGAGGAUGAACGUGCCGUGAACGAGGCGCGCUUGAAAUUGCGUGAAGCCUACAAGAGUCUAUACAAAACGCUGGAUACUAAUGGCCAGGCACAACUCAAUCGAUUGACAUCGAGUGGCAAUGAAGCCGCCGAUGUGGACGAUGAUGAUGAUCUGUCCAUUAUUGCCGCCAACUAUAUACCCGAUGACUUUGAAUUGAACGAACGUAGCAUUUAUUACAAGAAGGACGAUGAAACGCACCAGAACCAACAGCCACAGCAGCAGCAACUGCGAACAACAUCGCCGAUUAGUAGCAACACCAUUAGCAGCACCAGCACUAAAACAUUCUUCAAUUCCCGCCGCUUUAGCUUUCGGCGACGUGCUCGCGCCACGCCCAGUGUCUCGUCCAGCAGCACAACAGCAGCGCCAGAGAUCAAGAUGAACUAUAAGAUCUGCUGUGAGCAUCGACAUGCGUUGCAGGACAAGCUGCCCAAGUACACGGGCUACAUGUCCGAGUACGGUUUGAGUGCCAAGCAGUUGCAGCAACGCGAUCAACAGCUGCGACGUAAGCAACGCUUCAGCAUGGAACAAACGUUGAAUCGCAACGAGCAUGAGCUGAAGAAGAUGCAGGACAAUGAGCGUGCCUUUACCACCUGGCUGAAGAACAAGAUGCGCUAUCCCAUCAACAAGACACGCAACAUGUUCGAUACGACACGAAGGAGAGCAAGUGUGGCUGCCGUCAACAGUCCCAAUCCGCACCAGAAACAUCAGAGACAGCAUUCGCAGCAAGAGCAAGCGGUGAAUCGACGUCGCGACAGCAUUGAGGUGCAUCCAUAUAGGCAUCUGUUGGGCAGUUGGAAUAAGUAGAUAUAUAUAAAUAUAUAUAUGUAA
This is a messenger RNA of Drosophila sulfurigaster albostrigata, 1672 nucleotides long. RefSeq lists its product as uncharacterized. The transcript has 2 exons. Gene Ontology annotation, molecular function: microtubule binding. Lineage: Eukaryota; Metazoa; Arthropoda; Insecta; Diptera; Drosophilidae. The coding region runs from base 65 to 1648 and encodes 527 amino acids. The record is from RefSeq and is a predicted model, not a curated record.